This is a messenger RNA of Arachis duranensis, 1411 nucleotides long. Its product is annotated as SAGA-associated factor 11. Gene Ontology annotation, cellular component: DUBm complex; SAGA-type complex. NCBI's taxonomy places the organism in Eukaryota, Viridiplantae, Streptophyta, Magnoliopsida, Fabales, Fabaceae. The transcript is spliced from 4 exons. The record is from RefSeq and is a predicted model, not a curated record. The coding region runs from base 583 to 1134 and encodes 183 amino acids.
GUUUAAUGAUCAGUUUUGCUUCAAUUUGGUUAUUUACUAAUGUAAUUUUGGCUCAAGUGGUGAUUUUGUGGUAAUUGGAAUCUGUUUAUAUUUUUCAUUGCUUUGUUUUUGUGGUUUUUGCAUAUGUAAUGUUGAACUGGUGGAUCAGAGAGACUGCAAUAUAUGUGAGAAUAUGUGGUUUAUUCUUUUGCCAUUGGAAGAGAAAUUUGUCUUUAUAAUAGAUUUAUAGAAUAAUAGUUUGAUAUUGAUAAUUACUACUGUGGAGUAAGUAACUUGCUAAUCUGAAGCUCAAAAUGAAAAAUUGAGGGAUUCGAUAUUUAUGUCUCCUUUGCAAGUGUACUGAAACUAUGUAUAUGAAAAAAUAUUAUAGAAUAUGGCUUCUUUGUGAUAAUUGAUGUAUAGGUUCUGAAUGAUUAAGUUGUUCAUUCUUUUCAUAGCUGUAAAAUAUGUUGAAGUGACGAUCACAAAUAACAAUCUUAACCUUUGGCAUAAUGAGAAUAGUCCCCUUUGGAGCUUCGUUCGCUUGGUUAAAUCGGCAAGCAAUAGGGACCAUGAACUGGCUUUAGGACUUGGUGAAGACUCAUGUCAGCUCCUAACGAGGAAAACUUGUCGUCACAUUCCCAGCUCUCAUCUCAUUUCUUCGCGGAUCUCCUUGAUUCCAUUAUAGUCGAUGUAGCAUCAGAGUGUCACAGAGUAGCAAGGUUGGGCCUUGAUUCUAAUUUGGAAGAAGAAGAUGAAGAAUUGAAGUUGUCUGCACAAGCUAGGGUAAGGGUUGCCGAUCCUAGCAAUAGUAAUGAAGCAAAUGGCAAGUAUGUGGUUGACAUAUUCGGACAAAGUCAUCCUUCCGUGGCAAGUGAAAUAUUCGAAUGCAUGAAUUGCGGCCGAUCUAUCAUGGCCGGAAGGUUCGCCCCUCAUUUGGAGAAGUGCAUGGGGAAGGGUAGGAAGGCUCGUCUCAAAGUAACAAGAAGCAGCACGGCCGCUGCCGCGCAGAACAACCGGUACUCCCGAGGCGGUCCUGUUUCUACAUACUCACCAUAUUCAAAUCACUCUAGCAAUAACAGCAUGAACCGGUUGCCAAAUGGAACCUCCAAUUUUGCAGGUGAGGAGCACUCAAAUGGGACAUUCGAGCCGUGACGAAGUGAGUGAGCAUGGAGCAGUGAUGUGGCAAUGGCUGGCAGGCAUGCAUGCAUGGACUCAGGCUUCCAUAUCAGCAGUAUCAUCAUCAUCAUCAUCAUCAACUUGGCUUUGCUGGGACACAGCAUCAUGAUGAUGUAUAUGGAGAAAAGGAAAAAGAAAAUGGUACUUGUAAUUUAUAUUGGAAUUAAGCAAUGACAAUUUUAUGGUAAUAAAACAUGGCUCGUAGUUUAGUAAAUGUAUGGAGAAAUUAAUAGAUUGUGAUGGUUCUGGAUUA